GUUAGUUAGUCCGAUCGCUUCCCCCAGCAGUUAUGGUAACUUGGACGGCAGUGAGCGAGUGACGCGCGGUGGUUCAACUCCAUAACACGCGUCUCGUUGAAAGUUUGUUACCGAGAAGGUGCCUUUGAGGAACCGGGAGCGCAACUUUUUACGGGAUAUCCCUAUCUGUCUAACCGAGGAGAGCAACCUGUCGCCCGCUUGCCUGCCUGCUCUUUCCCCUCCCCAAGAUGUUGCUUUGUGGAUGGGACGGCGUCUCGUCCCGUUCGUCUGCGCACGUCUUCUAGCUCCCCCGGAGAAUCAAAUUUAACCCCCGGCGUGUCUCUUUUGUAGCGCUUCUGUUCACCGGGAAGAUGCACGUGUCCCUGGCAGAAGCCUUGGAGGUCCGAGGAGGUCCGCUCCAGGAGGAGGAGGUCUGGGCGGUGCUGAGCCAGAGCGCUGAAAGCCUCCAGGAGCUUUUUCACAAAGACCCUUCCGCGAUGGGCUUCAUCAUCUCCCCGUGGUCUCUCCUGCUCAUGCCUUCAGGCAACAUCUCCUUCACAGACGAGUACGUCACUCAACAGGACCUGAGAGCCUUCACCGCCCCCGAAGUCCUGGAGGGAAGCACCCUGACUUCUGUCUCUGACAUAGAAAAGAUGCACAUGUACUCUUUGGGGAUGACCCUAUAUUGGGGAGCCGACUAUGAGAUACCCCAAAGCCAGCCCAUGAAGUUGGGGGAACACCUGAACAGCCUCCUCCUCAACAUGUGCGACGAUGUCACAGUGAGCCGAAUGUCACUGCGCACGGUGCUGGACAUCUGCAGCAAACAUAUUCGAAACUCCACCUGUGACCCUCCGUUUUCGUAUGUUCGGAAGCUGGUCCGCUUGGUACUCGGGAGCCUUUCCCAGCUGGACGGUCUUCUAACUGACAGAGAGUCUCUGCCUGAGCGGAGUAAGGAAAUUCGGGAGAGGCUGAGGGGGAAAGGCUUGCCUUCAGGAAGGAGUGCAGCCCCCAGGGUGUUGGAGCGCUACCGGGCCAGGUCUCAGGAGCAGAGCUCUCUGAACCGGGGUCUCAGUCGCUCCAUGGGAUCCCUGUCGGUGCACGACAACAUGAGGGGGGCUGAAGGGGCUGCCCUCCAGUACCCCCACUGUGACUAUCACCCUGACUCGGAUUGUCCCGGCGAACUGUGCUCCGCGCUCGUCUCACUCCAGCACCAGCACGCCUACCCCUACCUGCACCCCCUUCACCCCCAGCAAAAAGGCCGACCUGUGGAGCUGGACCGCAGGUCUUUACCCUUUCACCCUACAGACCUGAGGGCAGUUCAAACCAGGAAGUCCUGGGCGUCCUCCGUGGACUUGGCCUGCAUCGACCCCGAGGCCCUUCGUUUCGGAGCUCUGGAGGACGCACGGCGAGGCAGCAACGCGUUAAGCACGCAAACAGUCGGCAGGACCAAAUCGCCGUUCAACCCAUCCAGAGAAAGGGACUCUCGCUGUUUUGAUCUUGGCGCUUUAAAAAAACGGAAUGCCCAUCACCUCUCUACCCCGUCAGUCAGCUCAGGCCUGCCCGGUACCUAUGACCUCAUCAAGGAGCGACAGAGGAAGCUGCAAAUACUGCGACAAGCCGUUGAUGAACCAAAUCUCACCCACCACCGGCACCACAGUGAUUACAGUUCCUCCAGUGAAAGCCCCUCGGUUGCCUCCUCCGAUCCAGACUACAGACAAGGGAAGAAAACGGCCGACGCGAGACGAUUCGGAUCACAUCUGGCGCUCUCCUCGGAACACGACUCCCUGUCCAUAACCAGUCACAACAGGCACAGGCAAUAUGAAGGAGCAGCUGAUGAAGGUUUAGCUGGAGCUGAGCUGCUCCUCCAGAAGCAGGAGGCGGAGGUGCAGCGUCUGCAGGCACAUCUGGCCAACAGGUUGUCCCGGGCCAACAUCUACACCUUGGACGACACACUAGCUCCUUCGCACGCUUCCAUGCUGGACCUCCAGGACCCACCGUACACGUCUCCCAUGCCGCUCCGUAAAGCCAAGCUGUUUCACGGACCAGAGUUUGUGAAGAUGGCCAGUGAGCCCAGCGUCGCCCUCACCGUUCCCUCUUCCAUAAUGAAGCGUAAAGGUGAGGAAGUGCAAAGGAAGCUGAGUGUGGUGUUACUGAGCGGCCAGAAGCUGGAGCUGACCUGUGACCUCAAGGCCUCGUGUAAAGACACGCUGGAUAUGGUGAUCGCUCACGUUGGCCUGGUCGAACGCCAUCUCUUUGGCUUAGCUUAUCUCACAGAAAAUGAGUUUUUCUUCGUUGAUCCUGACGUCAAGCUAUCGAAAGUGGCACCUGAGGCUUGGAAGAAGAAAUCUGAUGUGCCUUUUAACCUUUACCUCCGCAUCAAGUUUUUCCUUGAUGAUGUCAACCUAAUUCAACAUGCUAUGACCAAACAUCAGUACUAUCUCCAGCUGAGGAAGGACAUCCUGGAGGAGAGAAUGCGCUGCGACAUGGAAAAUGCCAUCUUGUUGGCCUCCAUCGCCUUGCAGGCGGAGUUUGGUGACUGCCAACCUGAGCAGCUUCUCGGGAAGACGUACUUCCGAGCUGAGCACUACUUGCCUGUGUCGGUCUUGGACAAGAUAGACCAGACGACCAUCAAGGAGGAGCUGCCAAAACUUCAUAGGAACUACUAUGGAGCACUUGAGUCAGAGGCCGAGUUUGAGUUCCUCAAGGUGAGCCAGAGGUUGCCCGAAUACGGUGUCCAUUUCCAUCGUGUGCUCCCCGAGAAGAGGUCCCAGACUGGCAUCAUGCUGGGCGUCUACACCAAAGGGGUUCUCAUUUUCGAGGUCCUGAAUGGAAAUCGAACCUCAGUGCUAAGGUUCCCUUGGAGGGAGACAAAGAAGAUUUCGUUCACUAAAAAGAAGAUUUGUCUUCAAAACACAUCAGAUGGAAUCAAGCACGUGUUCCAGACAGACAGCAGCAACACAUGUCAAUAUCUGCUUCAGCUCUGCUCUGACCAUCACAAGUUUCUCCAGCAGAUGAGGGCUCUCCAAAGCAACCAGGAGCUCCAGGACCUUGGUAUGAGCACACCCCUGACCGGCUUAAAGCAUUCCUCGGCUCGUCAGGGUGUGGUCAGCAGAGCUUUGAGCUCUGGCAGCCUGGCUCCUGCUCUGUCCACACACUCAAACCCAGAGCACCUGAAGAGAAUCUCCUACUCAGAGGUGGCUCUCAACAAGGCGCCGCCUGGCGCCUUCCUGAUCCAGGACCAGCUUAACUUUCCAGGGUUCCAUCCUGCAAAGGUACACCCCAAUCCCCGGCCCAUGAGCCGCUCACUUCACAACCUCGGCCAGACACUGGAGGCCUUGGAACAGAGCACAGCGGAACGAUAUAGCGGCGGCCUGGAUCGGAUUCUCCCCGGCCAGCGCGCCAGUUCAGACACAGACUCACUCUUGCACCAGACCAACACUCCAGCCUGGAGUCAAUUAGAGUCCAAAAGAGAAUCAGACUCCUCUUCUAUUGAAGAUGCGGGACAAGCUUAUGUGAUGGGGGUCAGUAUGCACAACUCCACUGGACUGCCAUCCACCCCUACCUCUGCUAAUGAUUCCCUGAAGAAAAAAGUCAACGCUUUGCCAUCUCCAGAGAAACAAAUCACAUCAGUAAGCCUGAAGAAAGAUGUGAAAUAUGGGCUUGGGUUCCAGGUGGUUGGUGGGGAGAACUCGGGUCUCACCGAAAUGAAUACUAUCAUCAGCUCAGUCACACCAGGGGGUCCCGCUGAUGUUAAUGGUCAUCUCAAACCCGGAGAUCGCCUAAUGGCUGUCAACGAUCUGUACCUGGAAGGGCUCUCUCACGCCGACACCAUUGAAGUGCUCCAAAAUGCUCCAGAUGAUGUUACCCUAGUGGUUUCGCAGCCCAAAGAGAGACUCUAUAAAGAGUCUUCAUCUGGCUCUUCUCCAAGCAAGACCAAGUCUGCAUUGGAGGAACUCAAGUCUGCUCAGCGAGAACUGGACGUUCCGUCAGCUGAUCACAUGACCUCCCGUCCCUUCCCAGCCCGACUCAGUUCCCCAACCUCCCAAGACAUAAUCAACAAUCCAACCCUCACUUCCAGCCAAGUCCAUCAGUGCCUUGAAAGGGCAACUACCACACUUGCAACCCCAAAUUCAUCCUCGGAUCCCCCGCCACCGGCGUUGCCUCCCAAAACUCGGAAGACCAAACUCUUAGAAGUUCCUAAGCUUUCCGAGUAUUCCGAUGGAGGGGAUUCUGACGUGGAUGAGGAGAGUCCCUCCAAAAGUCAAGAGAAACUAAUGGUCAAUAAGGACUACCACCCAGAACAUUUAAACGGUAAUGCCUCAGGUGUCAGUAGCCUCCGGCCCGGAGACCUAUUUGACAUUGAGCUGUCGAAAAAAGACAGCAGCCUGGGCAUAAGUGUCACGGUACUGUUCGGCAAGGGGGGAGCAAACACGACUAUUCAGCACGGUGGCAUCUACAUUAAGGCCGUCAUUCCCAAAGGAGCUGCAGAACUUGAUGGAAGGAUACUUAAAGGGGACCGUGUUGUGGCCGUCAACGGAAAAUCACUUGAGGGCGCCUCUCACCAGCAGGCUGUCGACGCUCUCAAGGACACGGGGCAGACGGUUCAUUUGUUGCUGGAGAGGGGUCACCCACCCACGGAAAGGAUCCACGCACCCGUCACUCCACAGUGCACACCGCUGCACUCCAGCAACAGCAGCCUCCGAGACGCUAGCAAGACUAAAGUAACGCCACAGGACCUCAAAGACAAGCCGGAGUAUAUUUUUUUAACGCCAGAUAAUGUAUUUGAGGUGCGACUGGUGAAGAACACCUCAGGACUGGGCUUCAGCUUCAGCCGGGAGGAGUACAUCCCAGACGAAUCUCCGGGCUCCAGUAUGGUGCGAGUGAAGAAACUGUUCCCCGGUCAGCCGGCUGCCGAGAGCGGCCGCAUCAACGUCGGCGAUGUCAUCAUGCGCGUCAAUAAAACACCCCUCAAAGGACUCUCCCAGCAUGAGGUAAUAUCAGCCUUGCGAGGAACGGGACAGGAAGUGACGUUGCGCCUCUGUAGACCGGAACCGGGCGUUCUUCCAGAGAUGGACAUCUCAUCUUUGACACCCAACCCAUCACCCCGUAAAGAGCCACUCCCCCCGGCAAAGCCUGAUCUCCCAAGGACCAAAUCAUUCCCUGUACAGGAUGACAGAAGUCAGAGCAGCGUGGAAGAAGCCCUGGAGAGACUGCGACUCAAAUCCAGUGACGGCACAGAGAACUUCCAGGAGAUGCCGCAUUUAAAGAAGUCCGAAAGUGUGGAGGACAUCGUGGACAAGUUGCAAGUCAAGAACCACGGCCGACGUAACAGCUACAGCGACAGCACGGACGGCGAUGAGGAGGUGGAGGAAGCGUUUAGUCCUAGCGCUCUGGAACUUGGUGGACAGACAUGGGACAGCAGUGUCUCCCAGACCCCGAGCGGCAGCAGCCUGGGACUCGGAUCUUAUGGAAGCAGCCGUCAGUUGGAAGACGGCGUCCAACCUGCUUUCUACUCGCCACAAAUGGCCAUGACCAGACUAGAACAAAGCAAGAGGAAUCAAAGAUCCUCCCUCCAACUCCCGUCCUCCCAUUCAGCCCCGAGUCCGGAUCCGCUUCCUCCCCCUCUGCCCAUGCCUUUACACCAGUCUUUGCCUACAAACGGUACAGAGAUGGACGAACUUCUCCCGGAAGUGGAGCUGAAGGUGUCACUAAUGAAAUCUGAAAAGGGCAGCCUUGGCUUUACGCUGACCAAAGGCAGCGAUCACGGUUGUUACAUCCAUGACAUUGUUCAGGAUCCCGCUAAAAGUGACGGACGGCUCAGGCCUGGCGACAGAAUGCUCAAGGUCAACCAGACGGACGUGAGCAGCAUGGGCCACACCGAGGUGGUAGAACUUGUGCGUUCAGAGCCUCGGGUAGUGAACUUGGUGGUGGGCAGGGUGUUAGAUGGCCCUAAACCCUACAUCGAUGCCCACCUCCUGCCCGAUAUCUGCUUUCGAGACAUCCACAAGCCGCUUGGUCUGGUGUUAGACGGCGGGAGGGACAGCGCGUACGGUCUCGUGUUUGUCAAGGACAUCCUCGCCGGAUCAGCGGCAUUGGACGAAGGCAGCUUGAGACCCCUGGAUGUCAUUCAUUACAUUAACGGUGCACCCACUCAGGAACUCACCCUCAGCGAGAACACCAGAUUGUUGGAACUUUCCUGUGAUGACCUGACUCUUAAAGCCACAAGGGAUGGCAACCCUGUACUUCCUGGGAAAACUGUUUCUACACUCAGUAGCAACGUCAGGUCCAAUGUAUCAUCUGGCAUAAAUGGGUUCCGCACAACAGAAGAUCCAAUGGAGAAUGAGUUUUUCUCAGUGCUGUCUUCUUUAGAAGAGGAGGUGAUCAAGCUAGAGCUGGACAAGCCGCACUCCGGGGGUCUCGGUUUCUCCGUGAUCGGAGGUGAGCGAGGCAUCUUCGUCAAGUCCAUCACAGCGGGCGGAGUCGCGGAGGCCUCGGGCAAGUUGCAAGUGGGCGACAGGCUUCUGAAAGUAAAUGAGGAGCCAAUGACUGGCAUCUCGCACACCAAAGCUGUCACCACCAUUCGCAAAGCUAAAGGCCUGGUCCGCCUGUUGGUGUCCAGGCCGCCUGACCAGAACCCCAGCACCUACCUGGCCUAUCUGCCCAUCAAUGGAAACGCAGAUCUAAGUGAGGACAGCGGGGUGAAGACCAAGUUGGGUAGUCCCCAUAAUUUACUCAAAUCCGAUUGUCCGCCAUUACCGCCGACCGACUAUGACGAAGGCCCGCCCCAUCCCACAAAGGAGCACAGUGCCGAACUCUCUGAAGACACGGACUACGACGGCUCCUCUUUGCCCGAAGACUCGCCUGAGGGUUCCCGUAAAGUUGAAUGGCUGGAGGAGAGCGUGGACACCCCCAGCAAUGAAAAUUAUCUGCAAAUGAGCGCUGGCCAGCUCGAAGAUGAUGACGUCAUCACGUGGGGAAGCGAUGAGCUGCCCAUUGAAAGCCUCAAUUCCAAAUUCAGUAAUGAUGGGCCGAUCAUCACAGAGGAAGAGAUGACUUCCUUGCCACUGGUUGAGGUGGUCCCCGACGGCCAGUACACGGGUCUCAAGCUCAACGGCGUCGUGCGCAUGAUGAAGGGCCUUCUGGACCAGAAAGUCCCCCAGCAGGAAUUUGAGAAUCUUCAAAAUCUUCAACCUCUGGACGACUGUUUGGUUGGCCAGACGAAGGAAAACAAGAGGAAGAACCGCUACAAGAAUAUUGUCCCUUUCGAUACCACACGAGUGGUGCUCGGCACAAAUGGCGGCUAUAUCAACGCCAACCACAUUAAGAUGGCCGUGAAGGACGAAGAAUUUGCAUACAUCGCCUGCCAGGGACCCUUGCCCACCACUAUGGGCGACUUCUGGCAGAUGGUGUGGGAGCAGAAGUCCAACGUGGUAGCCAUGAUGACGCAGGAGAUCGAGGGCGGCAAGGUGAAGUGCCAACGGUACUGGCCCGACUCACCGGGCACCACGGAGAUGGUGGAUCAGCGCCUGCAGGUCAAGUUGGUCAAAGACCAAUACCUGGACCACUUUGUCAUCCGGCUCGUGGAGGUCAAAGAUGUAACGACGGAUGAAACGCAGCUGGUGACGCACCUGAACUACACGGGCUGGCCCGACCACGGGACGCCGUCGCAGCCCGAGCAGCUGCUCACCUUCAUCUCCUACAUGAGGCAUGUGCACCGCUCGGGCCCCAUCAUCACGCACUGCAGCGCAGGCAUCGGACGCUCCGGAACGCUUAUUUGUAUCGACGUGGUCCUCGGUCUCAUCAGCAAGGACGCCGACUUUGAUAUUUCCGAUGUGGUACGAAACAUGAGACUCCAGCGAAAGGGAAUGGUCCAGACAGAGGACCAGUAUAUCUUCUGCUACAGGGUGAUCCACUAUGUCCUAGAAUGCCUUCAAGAUGAGAAGAACAUUUCAGGAUAGUCACUGAACACUAGCAGAAAAGGCCAAAUCAUGAAAUAUUUUAAAAAUACCGUAAAUAUGAAUUCCACUCAACCCUGAAAGAAAUUUAUAUUUUUUAUUGUAUGUUUGCUCUUUUUUUUUUUUUUUUUAAGUUCUCUUCCUUUUGGCUGCUACCCCUCACCCCCUCGUGCAAAGAUGAGAACUGCUGAUUGUAUUUCUUAUAUCGACCUAUAAGAGAACCCUCGUGUUUUUAUUUUCCAGAUAAAAUGAUUACAUGUGGACCAAUGACAUCAUAUUGUAUGUGGAACAAAAUUGUGACUAUUUUAAUUUUUUUUGUUUAUUGAUGCUGGAACUUGCCUUGACAGAAUACUAUGUCAGUAUUUGCUUUGCUCGCUGCCUGAAGCUACAUGGUGAACUUAAAUGUGUACAUAUUCAUCUGCUGAAAAUUAAAAUAGAUACAUUUU
This is a messenger RNA of Syngnathus acus (greater pipefish), 8380 nucleotides long. RefSeq names its product protein tyrosine phosphatase non-receptor type 13 (gene ptpn13). Gene Ontology annotation, cellular component: nucleus; cytoplasm; cytoskeleton. Gene Ontology annotation, molecular function: phosphatidylinositol 3-kinase regulatory subunit binding; protein tyrosine phosphatase activity. The transcript is spliced from 48 exons. Lineage: Eukaryota; Metazoa; Chordata; Actinopteri; Syngnathiformes; Syngnathidae. The coding region runs from base 351 to 7937 and encodes 2528 amino acids. Gene Ontology annotation, biological process: peptidyl-tyrosine dephosphorylation. The record is from RefSeq and is a predicted model, not a curated record.